Molecule: messenger RNA, 306 nt
Organism: Capsicum annuum
Lineage: Eukaryota; Viridiplantae; Streptophyta; Magnoliopsida; Solanales; Solanaceae
Source: the annotation of a RefSeq genome assembly
AUGGAUAUAGAUGAUAAGAAUUUAGGUGCAUCUGAGCACAUAAACCCUUUUGGUAAAAUUCCGCAAGGAGGGGUGACCAAGAGGGCGAUUGUGGUUGCAGUCUGGUUAACUGCUUCCACAAACACCCAGCCUGCUGAGAGGUAUUAUGUAAUCGAAGAAUCAGGAUCUGCGAGAUAUGGAUAUGAAACUGGAUAUGCUCGAACCGGACCGCAUCUCGAUUUGCACAUGGAUAAUCUGCUGUAUUACCCUAAAGAGUCAUACUCAUAUCCAGGGCAUUUUGUCCUUGAAAGAGCGUCAUCAGUCUAG